Cherax quadricarinatus is the source of this 2898-nucleotide messenger RNA. Lineage: Eukaryota; Metazoa; Arthropoda; Malacostraca; Decapoda; Parastacidae. The record is from RefSeq and is a predicted model, not a curated record.
GCCAGGAGGGCGUGGACUCACCCAGGGCAAUGACUAUCUCACCACGCAAGCGAACCAUGGUAGGACGGUUAAAGUCCCCUUCAAAAGGAAGGAAAAGGAAUUCUUCAGAUGAAUGGAGACCUGCAUCAAACUUCUCUUUCUCAGAAUCUUCUGUUGGGUCAAGGAGAUUCAUCAGUACAAGAACCUCCGCUGCUGCUACUGCUGCCAGUUCAGAUGACUUCAGACCCACAACAUCUCCAUCUCUUCCUUCAGAAUAUAGGCACUGUACCUCUGACGGCAGGGACCUCAGUCAGCUGCACUUGUUCUCUGAAUCUUUCUUCCAUAACCUGUCUACCCUGCUCACACUACAACUCUGUCAAUCAAAUCACUUGCUAUUCCCCAUGUCCUCUAACUUAUUUGCACAACUUAAACGCAGACAAAGUAUAAUGAUGAAGCGUUUAGAUCUGUCAGUAAGUCGCAUAAGCACAUCUCCAGCUUCCAGUGUACGAAAAACACGGAGGCAGUCUAUGGCACCUUUAGCAAGUAUGAAGGGGAGAGUGCAAAAGAAUCUUGAGAAGACCAAGUUACUAAUGUCAGCAGCUGAAAAGUCGAGUCCAGUGAACACUUUAAAGCCCAAACUGCCCCUGAGAAAGUCAUUGUCCACUAGACAUGCCGCCUCUGUGCCAGACAUGACAAAGAAGGAUGCAGUACGGGAUGUGAGUGAAGUUAAACUAAUCAAACAAACAUCCGUCCGUUCACCUGUCAGGCAAGGUUAUUACACUCGCUAUAGGUCCCUCAGAUCAUCUGGAAGCUUGCACUCUGAAGGAAAUAAAAAGAGAAAGGUUGAACUGGACGUCAUUGAUGAGUUUCAGUUGCAACCAUCGUCGAAGAGGAGGCGGCUUGGAUCAUCUCCCAGUAAAAAACGUGAGGUUUCUCAGAUAAGCUCUUCUUCGAAGCAUAUACAAGCAAAGGAUACAACUUUGUCAUCAAAACUUGAAAAGAAGGAAUCAAUUCAGUCAUUGAAAUUUGAGAAAAUUGAUCCUAUUCCAUUAUCAAAACAUAAGGAAAAGGAUGAAACCCAGUCACCUAUUCUUAAGAGAAAAAUUGAUUCAGACAAGUCACAUGAAGUUUGGAGAAACAAGGAUGCAAUCAAGUUGCCAAAGCGCACUAAAAAAAAUUAUGAAAUUCAGUCGCCAAGGCACACAGGAGCACAUGUUGCACGCAAGUCGUCAGAGUUAGCAAAAUGUGUAACCCAAUUACCAAAGCUGGCAAGUGCAAAUGAUACAAUGCAGUCCCCACAGACAAGAACAAGUACUGUAAUCCAGUCGUCAAAGACCACGAGAGCAAGUGCAGUAAUCCAGUCGUCAAAGACUACGAGAGCAAGUGCAGUAAUCCAGUCGUCAAAGACUACGAGAGCAAGUGCAGUAAUCCAGUCAUCAAAGACUACAAGAGCAAGUGCAAUAAUCCAGUCUCCAAAGCUGAAUAAAUCAAGUGAUGUAAUCCAGUCAUCAAAGACUGCAAGAGCAAGUGCAAUAAUCCAGUCUCCAAAGCUGAAUAAAUCAAGUGAUGUAAUCCAGUCACCAAAGCUGAAUAAAUCAACUGAUGUAAUCCAGUCACCAAAGCUGAAUAAAUCAACUGAUAAAAUCCAGCCACUGAAGCUGAUUAGAUCAAGUGACAAAAGCCGGUCACCAAAACUGACAAGAACACGUAAUGUGGUGCGGUCACCAAAACUGACAAGAACACGUAAUGUGGUGCGGUCACCAAAGCCAAUUAGAACAUGUGUUGUCAAGUCACCUGAGGUUAAAAUAAAAGUCAUUCAAUCACCAAAACUUAAAACAACUAAAGAUGCAAGUCAGACACCAAGACUUAAAACAAAGAACACAUUCAAAUUAUCCGAACAUAACAAAACAAAGGAUUGCAAGUCCAUCACCAAAGCCUGGUCAUCUCCUGUGUUACCAUCUGCACGCCUACAACUGCAACUCAUAAGACAAUCAUCUCCUUUGCGAACCACACGCAAAUCGAUGAAUGAACGUGUUAAACCUUUUACUCCCAACCCUGAUCCUUUGCCAAGUUAUGUCUUGAAGCAAACACUGAGGAAAAAGGUGGAUUAUGAAAUGGAGACUGUGACACAGGUUGAAGUGCACCAGUUGGAGAAUGGCAAGUGUGGCAACCCAAGUCAGAAAACUGGUGACAGCACAGAAUUAGUUGCGCCUUUAGUGGCUCCCAGUACUCCAUCCUCGACUCCAAACUUGCCUCCAACACCUAAAUCUUCACACGAACAUCGAACCUCACGUAUUAGCAGAUGGUGUGUGGAACCACGCAGAGCAAUUAAUGUGAGUGUGAUGCCUAAGGUCACUUCACUCUCAUCAGUAAUUGUAAAUGUGGAAUCAUCCGAGAACAUAGGCAAAGCGUCUUGUCAGCGCACUCUUUGCCCAGCAACUCCUCGAAGCAGCACGCCAAUUGAAGAGGACUUGAGAUUAGAUUGUUUAACAGUAGAUACCAUUGUGAAAGACUCAAACAAGAAGUCUGCAGCAUACACAUGCAUUGAGUCUGAAGUGAACACUUCAGUAGAGUCAAGAGCAGACACUUCAGUAGAGUCAAGAGCAGACACUUCAGUAGAGUCAAGAGCAGACACUUCGGUAGAGUCAAGAGCAGACACUUCAGUAGAGUCAAGAGCAGACACUUCAGUAGAGUCAAGAGCAGACACUUCGGUAGAGUCAGGAGAAGACACAUCUAUGGAGUCAGAAACAGACAUAUAUGUCGAGUCUUCUACCACUUUUAUUUCAGACGAUUACAAUGCAGUAAAAACUAUGAGUGACAGUGAGACCUUAUCACCACAAAGUAGGAAAAGCUACUGCAUGUUAAUGUAGAACUACCUGGGUUUAUAAAGUAUGGUAGGUUUUAUGUUAAUGUAGAACU